Misgurnus anguillicaudatus (oriental weatherfish) is the source of this 3873-nucleotide messenger RNA. The record is from RefSeq and is a predicted model, not a curated record. NCBI's taxonomy places the organism in Eukaryota, Metazoa, Chordata, Actinopteri, Cypriniformes, Cobitidae.
ACUACCACCACAGCUGCCUCAACGACAACAAUGUCACCCACCACCACAACAGCUGCCCCAACGACAACGACAAUGUCACCCACCACCACAGUUGCCCCAACGACAACAACACUGUCAUUUACCACCACCACAGCUGCCCCAAUGACAACGACAAAGUCACCCAUCACCACCACAGCUGUCCCAACCACAACAACAGUGUCAUCCACCACCACCACAGCUGCCCCAACGACAACAACAGUGUCAUCCACCACCACCACAGCUGCACCAACGACAACGACAAUGUCACCCACCACCACAGCUGCCCCAACGACAAUGUCAUCCACUACCACCACAGUUAAACAAACAACAACGACAGAAUCACCAACCACCACCACAGUUGCCCCAACAACAACAACAGUGUCAUCCACCACCACCACAGCUGCCCCAACGACAACGACAAUGUCACCCACCACCACAGCUGCCCCAACGACAAUGUCACCCACCACCACCACAGUUGCCCCAACGACAACAACACUGUCAUUUACCACCACCACAGCUGCCCCAAUGACAACGACAAAGUCACCCACCACCACCACAGCUGCCCCAACGACAACAUUGUCACCCACCACCACCAUAGUUGCCCCAACGACAACGACAAUGUCACCCACCACCACAGCUGCCCCAACUACAAUGUCAUCCACCACCACCACAGUUAAACAAACGACAACGACAGUGUCACCAACCACCACCACAGUUGCCCCAACGACAACAACAGUGUCAUCCACCACCACCACAGCUGCCCCAACGACAACGACAAUGUCACCCACCACCACAGCUGCCCCAACGACAGUGUCACCCACCACCACCACAGCUGCUCCAACAACAACAACAUUGUCACCCACCACCACCACAGUUGCCCCAACGACAACAACACUGUCAUUUACCACCACCACAGCUGCCCCAACGACAACAACAGUGUCCACCACCACAGUUGCCCCAACGACAACAACAGUGUCAUCCACCACCACCACAGCUGCCCCAACGACAAUGUCACCCACCACCACCACAGCUGCUCCAACUACCACCACAGCUGCCUCAACGACAACAAUGUCACCCACCACCACCACAACCACAGCUGCCCCAACGACAACAACAGUGUCAUCCACCACCACCACAGCUGCACCAACGACAACGACAAUGUCACCCACCACCACAGCUGCACCAACGACAAUGUCAUCCACUACCACCACAGUUAAACAAACGACAACGACAGUAUCACCAACCACCACCACAGUUGCCCCAACAACAAAAACAGUGUCAUCCACCACCAUAACAGCUGCCCCAACGACAGUAUCACCCACCACCACCACAGCUGCUCCAACUACCACCACAGCUGCCUCAACGACAACAAUGUCACCCACCACCACAACAGCUGCCCCAACGACAACGACAAUGUCACCCACCACCACAGUUGCCCCAACGACAACAACACUGUCAUUUACCACCACCACAGCUGCCCCAACGACAAUGUCACCCACCACCACCACAGCUGCUCCAACUACCACCACAGCUGCCUCAACAACAACAAUGUCACCCACCACCACCACCACAGCUGCUCCAACGACAACAACAGUGUCAUCCACCACCACCACAGCUGCACCAACGACAACGACAAUGUCACCCACCACCACAGCUGCCCCAACGACAAUGUCAUCCACUACCACCACAGUUAAACAAACAACAACGACAGAAUCACCAACCACCACCACAGUUGCCCCAACAACAACAACAGUGUCAUCCACCACCACCACAGCUGCCCCAACGACAAUGUCACCCACCACCACCACAGCUGCUCCAACUACCACCACAGCUGUCUCAACGACAACAAUGUCACCCACCACCACCACAGCUGCCCCAACGACAACGACCACAGUUGCCCCAACGACAAUGUCACCCACCACCACCACAGCUGCUCCAACUACCACCACAGCUGCCUCAACGACAACAAUGUCACCCACCACCACCACAGCUGCCCCAACGACAACGACAUUGUCACCCACCACCACCAUAGUUGCCCCAACGACAAUGUCACCCACCACCACAGCUGCCCCAACGACAAUGUCAUCCACCACCACCACAGCUGCUCCAACUACCACCACAGCUGCCUCAACGACAACAAUGUCACCCACCACCACCACAGCUGCCCCAACGACAACGACAUUGUCACCCACCACCACCAUAGUUGCCCCAACGACAACGACAAUGUCACCCACCACCACAACUGCCCCAACGACAAUGUCAUCCACCACCACCACAGUUAAACAAACGACAACGACAGUGUCACCAACCACCACCACAGUUGCCCCAAUGACAACAACAGUGUCAUCCACCACCACCACAGCUGCCCCAACGACAAUGUCACCCACCACCACAGCUGCCCCAACGACAAUGUCACCAACCACCACCACAGCUGCUCCAACUACCACCACAGCUGCCUCAACGACAACAACAUUGUCACCCACCACCACCACAGUUGCCCCAACGACAACAACACUGUCAUUUACCACCACCACAGCUGCCCCAAUGACAACGACAAAGUCACCCACCACCACCACAGCUUCCCCAACGACAAUAUGCCCCAAUGACAACGACAGUGUCACCCACCACCACCACAGCUGCUCCAACUACCACAGCUGCCUCAACGACAACAACAAUGUCACCCACAACUGCAGCUGCCCCAACGACAACAACAGUGUUAUUUACCACCGCCACAGCUGCCCCAACGACAACGACAAAGUCACCCACCACCACCGCAGCUGCCUUGACGACAACGACAUUGUCACCCACCACCACCACAUUGCACCAACAGCGGCAGUGUCACCAACCACCACCACAGCUGCCCCAACCACCACCAAAGCUGCCCCAAUCACCACCACAGCUGCCCCAACUACCACCACAGCUGCAUCAACGACAACAACAAUGUCACCCACCACAGCUGCCUCAACGACAACAACAAUUCCACCCACCACCACUACAUCUGCCCCAACGACAACGACAUUGUCAACUACCACCACCACAGUUACCCCAAUGACAACAACAGUUUGCACCAACGACAAUGUCACCCACCACCAUCACAGCUGCUCCAACUACCACCACAGUUGCCCCAACGACAACAACAGUACAGGCUACGACAAUGACAGCGUCACCUACCACCACAACAGCUGCCCCAAUGACAAUCACACAGUCAGCCAUCAAAACCACAGUUGCCGUAACAACAACAACAGCACAGCCUACGACAACGAUAGAGUCACCCACAACGGCCACAGCUGCCCCAGUGACAACGCAACAGUCACCCACCACGUCCACAGCUGCCCCAAUGACAUAGUCACCCACCACAGCCACGGCUGCCCCAACGACAACAACACAGUCACGCACCACGGCCACAUCUCACCCAACGACAACAGCACAGCCUACAACAAUGUCACCAACCACCACCACCAAAGCUGCCCCAACAACGGCACAGCCAAAGACACCAACUGUGUCACCUACCACCACCACAGUUGCCCCAACAACAAUGACACAGCCAUUCACCAAAACAACAGUUGCCCCAACGACAACAACAGCACAGCCAUAGCUGCCCCAACUACAGCAACACAGUCACCCAUCACCACCACAGUUUCCCCAAUGACAACAACUGUACAGGCUACGACAAUGACAGCAUCACCUACCACCACAACAGCUGCCCCAAUGACAAUCACACAGUCAGCCAUCAAAACCACAGUUGCCGUAACAACAACAGCACAGCCUACGACAACGAUAGAGUCACCCGCCACAGCUGCCCCAAUGACAACGCGACAGUCACCCACCACGUCCACAGCUGCCCCAAAGACAUAG